CUGGUACAGUUGAAAGUGAUCAAUAACUUCUUGUACGGAGAUAAUAAGGAUAAAAUUUCAAAGCAAUAAAAUUUCAUAUAUAAGAAAAAACAAUCUGCAAAAAUGGCAAAUAAUAUGUCAAUGUUCAAAAAUAAUCCUUAUAAUCCCGGUUCACAAAUUUUAUACGAUCCCGUAUAUAAAAAGCCACUGAAAGAGGUUCUUAUCGAUAUCAAAGGUGGUAAAGAUAGUACCGCUUUAGUACGAGAAGUUAUUGAACUUUGUUUAGCAAUCGAUCAACAUGGGCAAGCUAAUGACGUUCAACCACAUCGUAAAUUUAUAACAUUCGGUGGUCUUUUCGAUGUAUAUAAUUACUUAUCAAGUAAAUUUUUAAGCAUUCUGGUAAAAGCACGGAAACAUGGGCUUGUUUAUUUUGAAGGAGAAAUGUUAUAUCAGGGCAGAGAUGAUGAUGUUCCAAUAUUUUUGGUGAGAAAUGCUGAAGAAAUAAAAAGGGAACAGAAAGCUUUGGAAGAUCAAGUUGCUAAAGAUUUAUCGGAAAAAAGUAAAUUACCCUUAAGUACAACAAUGCUAUUAGCUAAAGGCAAACAAAUGAAAUAAUUUUAGAAAAUAUAAAAUUUUCAUUCUGAUUUACAUAUGUACUUACAAAGUUAUUCGAUCAAAAAAUUUUGUAAC
Messenger RNA from Condylostylus longicornis, 669 nucleotides. RefSeq names its product actin-binding Rho-activating protein-like. Gene Ontology annotation, biological process: positive regulation of Rho protein signal transduction. Gene Ontology annotation, molecular function: actin binding. NCBI's taxonomy places the organism in Eukaryota, Metazoa, Arthropoda, Insecta, Diptera, Dolichopodidae. The record is from RefSeq and is a predicted model, not a curated record. The transcript is spliced from 4 exons. Bases 103 to 594 code for a protein of 163 amino acids.